AUGCAGUUCAAGUUCUUCGUCGCUCUCGCCUGCCUUGCUUCUGCCGCGGCCGCCGUGCCCCAGUCCGCCUCCGACGAGUUCGACCCAUCCACCGCGACCAUUUCGCUUUCGUCUGGGGUCACCACCGAGACCUUCACGGCCUCCCAGGUCUUCCAGAGCCUCAUGGAGGUCGAGCCUUUCGUGACCGUUAUCGAGACGACGACUGUGUGGACUGCCACUCGCACGGUCACUGUCGCGGUCCCCACCGGCUCCCCUUAG
Molecule: messenger RNA, 258 nt
Organism: Epithele typhae
Lineage: Eukaryota; Fungi; Basidiomycota; Agaricomycetes; Polyporales; Epitheliaceae
Exons: 3
Coding region: 1-258 (85 amino acids)
Source: RefSeq, a predicted model, not a curated record